GGUAGGGUCCAUCUCGGCUAGAUGUGGAUGAUGCCAGAGCUAUGACAGGGACUGCAGUCUUGGCACUGAGGGGUGAUCAAUUAUGGAACAACUACAGGAGGAAGUACCUGAGGUCAAGGAAGAGGAGGAGGAAGAGGCAGUGAUAGCGACAAGCGGAGCCUCAGACCCAAGUGGAGGACCAGACAGCUCACUGCCAUCGAGCAGUUACACAGACCUCUCACAGAGCUCCUCUCCCUCCCUGUCAGACCAGCUGCAGAUGGGCUGCGAGGAGGCAGCCUUGGGAGCACUGAACGUGGAGUGCAGGGUGUGUGGGGACAAGGCCUCAGGGUUCCACUACGGUGUCCACGCCUGUGAGGGCUGCAAGGGCUUCUUCCGCCGGACGAUCCGCAUGAAGCUGGAGUACGAGAAGUGUGAGAGGAGCUGCAAGAUCCAGAAGAAGAACAGGAACAAGUGCCAGUACUGCCGCUUCCAGAAGUGCCUCUCACUGGGCAUGUCACACAAUGCAAUCCGCUUCGGCCGCAUGCCAGAGGCAGAGAAGAGGAAGCUGGUGGCAGGGCUGACGGCCAGUGAGGUCAGCUGCCAGAACCCACAGGUGGCCGACCUGAGAGCUUUCUCCAAGCACAUCUACAAUGCCUACCUGAAAAACUUCAACAUGACCAAAAAGAAGGCGAGAGGCAUCCUGACUGGGAAGGCCAGCAGCACCCCACCUUUUGUGAUCCACGACAUGGACACCUUGUGGCAGGCAGAAAAGGGACUGGUGUGGAAGCAGCUGGUGAAUGGCAUUCCCCCCUACAAGGAGAUUGGGGUGCAUGUCUUCUACCGCUGCCAGUGCACCACAGUGGAGACUGUGCGGGAGCUCACUGAGUUCGCCAAGAGCAUCCCCAGCUUCAUAGGCCUGUACCUGAACGACCAGGUGACGCUGCUGAAGUACGGGGUGCACGAGGCCAUCUUCGCCAUGCUGGCCUCCAUCAUGAACAAGGACGGGCUGCUGGUGGCCAAUGGGAAUGGCUUCGUGACCCGCGAGUUCCUGCGCAGCCUGCGCAAGCCCUUCAGCGAGAUCAUGGAGCCCAAGUUCGAAUUCGCUGUCAAGUUCAACGCGCUGGAGCUGGAUGACAGCGACCUGUCCCUCUUCGUGGCUGCCAUCAUCCUCUGCGGAGAUCGUCCUGGCCUGAUGAACGUGAAGCAGGUGGAGGAGAUCCAAGAAAACAUCCUGCAGGCACUGGAGUUUCACCUGCAGUCUAACCACCCCGAUGCCCAGUACCUCUUCCCCAAGCUGCUGCAGAAGAUGGCUGACCUGCGGCAGCUGGUGACAGAGCACGCUCAGCUGGUGCAGAAGAUCAAGAAGACAGAGACAGAGACAUCUCUGCACCCUCUUCUGCAGGAGAUCUACAAGGACAUGUACUAAGAACCUGUUAUUUAUGAGAACAAAGCCAUGGAUUCCCACCAAGACUUUGUACAGAAACAAAGAAAACCUUCCCCUAUGUCUUCCAUUUCCUUCUGGAAACUUCUGUCCCUGAUCCUGAUGUAUGGUACGCAGGGCUGAGAUGCUGUGAGGCAGCCACCAGCUGCUGGGUCAGGCCUUUCGUUACCCACCCUGGCACCUCCACAAAGGCAAACCAUAAGCUACUAUUUCUG
Molecule: messenger RNA, 1635 nt
Organism: Indicator indicator
Lineage: Eukaryota; Metazoa; Chordata; Aves; Piciformes; Indicatoridae
Gene: PPARD
Product: peroxisome proliferator activated receptor delta
Exons: 6
Coding region: 83-1405 (440 amino acids)
Biological process (GO): positive regulation of transcription by RNA polymerase II; hormone-mediated signaling pathway; cell differentiation
Cellular component (GO): nucleus
Molecular function (GO): nuclear receptor activity; RNA polymerase II cis-regulatory region sequence-specific DNA binding; zinc ion binding
Source: RefSeq, a predicted model, not a curated record